AUGUCGCACCCUCAGCCUCCGCAAAGACAGCCUACAGCUUCCGAAACCGAACGAUAUGCAAAAGUAGUACACAACGCCGCUCUAGUAGCAGUCAUAGCAUGUCCAAUCCUAGCCAUACUUCCGCCUCGAAAGCUGGACCUCUACACCUGGGGUCUCGUCGGCGCCACGGGAUACUCGGCCAACUACCUAGUACGCGAAUCGAGCGGACGGACAAUAUGGCAGCACGUCUCGCGACAACAACCACAAUUGCUGCAACCGACAGAGCGGAAGGAGGAAGGGCAGCAGAGCGUGGUCGGAGAUUUUCAAAAGUCGAAUCGCAGCGCUUGGAAGAUCCAACGGCAGCAGGAGAUCAAGGAGGAUGUGGAGGAAGGUAAAGGGUUUGCGGAUAUGAUUAUGGAUCAGAUUUGGGAGGUCUGGAAUCAGGGGAAGACGAAGGAAGAUGAUGAUGAGCAGUGA
This is a messenger RNA of Lecanosticta acicola, 456 nucleotides long. Lineage: Eukaryota; Fungi; Ascomycota; Dothideomycetes; Mycosphaerellales; Mycosphaerellaceae. The record is from the annotation of a GenBank genome assembly.